AUGGCUCUCAGCUUCUUCAGCGGUGGCGGGAGCGCCAGCAGCGCCAAGUAUUUCGACAUCAGACUGAACGACGAAUAUGUUGUCUUCCGCGGUGGUGAGCACGAAGCCGCCAGUGCUCAUUUGCGGGGCACUGUGGUCCUGUGCUUGUCCGAGCCGCUCACCAUUAAACACCUCAAGCUGCAACUGACGGGCAUGUCCAGAGUUUGCUGGAACCACCCGUCCAGUGCAGCAGCCGGUGGCCGUAAGUCAUGGCGCGAACGUGUGUUCUAUGACAAAAAGUGGACAUUCCGCGAGCUAGCCAAGGGAAAGACGGAGGUUCUUCCUGCGGGCAACUAUGAAUACCCAUUUGAUGUGGUGCUGGAGGGCUCUAUGCCCGAGAGCGUCGAAGGUCUUGCCGAAACAUGGGUGAUGUACCGCUUCAAGGCGGAGAUUGGACGCAAAUACGUCAAGGACAUCACCGCGCGCAAACCGCUCCGAAUCAUCCGUACUCUGGAUCCCAGUGCUCUGGAGCUUUCGCAUGCAAUGUCGGUAGAGAACAUCUGGCCCAACAAGAUCGAAUACUCCAUCAGUACCCCGACGAAAGCCAUCGUCUUCGGAACUUCCAUUCACGUCGAGUUUAAGUUGAUUCCCCUGCUCAAGGGUCUUCGGAUCGGUCAAAUUACCUCACAGUUGCUCGAAAGUCACGACCUUACUCUGAAUCCGGAAGAUCCCGACGCCAUUCGCAACACGUACAAGGUCACCAGGACAAUCCUGACCGACGAGCAUCAGUUGGACGAGGACAACAUUGAAAUCAUCGAUGAAUCGGCGGAGGGAUAUCAGUGCACGCGUAUCCUAGAGAUGCCUCAAACAUUGACCCGCUGUCUGCAGGACACAGAUACCAAGGGAAUCAAAGUCCGCCACAAGUUGAAGUUCCGCAUUCAGCUGCACAACCCUGACGGCCACGUUAGUGAGCUCCGGGCCACGCUUCCAGUCUCGAUUUACAUCUCCCCUCACAUCCCCAUUGACGAUAACAACAAUCUUCUCAGGCAAAGCCCCCAGUCUACCCGGAUCGCCGUGGAUGAUUUUGCGCACCAGGCACCCCCGCUUUAUGGAGAGCACAUGUUCGAUCAGCUGUAUAGCGAGGUAGAUCCCAAUGGCUAUCGUACACCAGGCCCUGGUAGUGGCCCAGGCACUCCAUUCACUCCUCUCAGUCGUAACAUAUCGUCUGAGAACCUUGCAUCUAUGAAUGCGCUGACUAGUACUGAUAUCUCGGCUUCGGCACUGCAUCAUCGUCUCGUUAACCUGAACGCAAGCCCUCGCCAGCAUGCAGUCACUCCCGGCGACGCAAUGCAUGGAUCUCAUUCGCCCACCGACGGGCAUAGCAUUCACCGUCAAUUGGGCGUUCCCAAUGAAUACUUUGGGCCGUCUUCCGGAUCGAACUCGCACAGCCAUGGUAGUCCAGAAUUCUCCCGGCGUCCAUCCGACGAGGUGGAUCACGAAGUCCUUCCCUCUGGCAUGGUCACUCCCUUCCACCCCCAGUACGCCGAAGUGGAAAGUCUCAGUCGGGUCCCCAGCUAUUCAACUGCCGUGCGCUGUGCCGUGCGUCCCCACGACUCUGGUCUUCCUGAUUACAAUGCCGUGAUUGCCAGCAGCCUCCCCACUCUGUCAGUCCCGCAGUCCCCUCAGCAGGCUCAUAUUCGUAGCGGCCGUACAAGCGGGGUUGCCACUCCACUAGAGGUGCAGCACCGUCCCGGCUUCUUCCACUCCCGCGGCACCCAUGCUGACGAUGAGGAUCGCAGACUUAGGCUUGCACAAGCUCGCUCCAGAACAUGA
Messenger RNA from Penicillium paradoxum, 1812 nucleotides. Its product is annotated as arrestin family protein. The transcript is spliced from 5 exons. Gene Ontology annotation, biological process: ubiquitin-dependent endocytosis. Gene Ontology annotation, cellular component: cytoplasm; plasma membrane; cytosol. Lineage: Eukaryota; Fungi; Ascomycota; Eurotiomycetes; Eurotiales; Aspergillaceae. The record is from RefSeq and is a predicted model, not a curated record. Gene Ontology annotation, molecular function: protein-macromolecule adaptor activity; ubiquitin protein ligase binding. The coding region runs from base 1 to 1812 and encodes 603 amino acids.